Balaenoptera ricei (Rice's whale) is the source of this 723-nucleotide messenger RNA. RefSeq names its product cytochrome c oxidase subunit 5A, mitochondrial. The coding region runs from base 90 to 548 and encodes 152 amino acids. The record is from RefSeq and is a predicted model, not a curated record. Gene Ontology annotation, cellular component: mitochondrial inner membrane. Lineage: Eukaryota; Metazoa; Chordata; Mammalia; Artiodactyla; Balaenopteridae. The transcript has 5 exons. Gene Ontology annotation, biological process: mitochondrial electron transport, cytochrome c to oxygen.
CGUGAGUCCGGCCCCCACGAGCUCGCGAGCGGUCUUGAGCUCACACCCGGCUUCUCCUCAGCCUUAUCCUGCGCGCCGCCAUCACCGUCAUGCUAGGCGCCGCUGUCCGCCGCUGCUCGGUAGCAGCAGCCGCAGUCGCCCGGACCAGCCCUCGAGGCCUCCUGCACCCCACUCCGGCCCCCGGCCCCGCCGCCGCUAUCCAGUCAAUUCGCUGCUACUCCCAUGGGUCACAUGAGACAGAUGAGGAGUUUGAUGCUCGCUGGGUGACAUACUUCAAUAAGCCAGAUAUUGAUGCUUGGGAAUUGCGUAAAGGGAUGAACACCCUUGUUGGCUAUGACCUGGUUCCAGAACCCAAAAUCAUUGAUGCUGCUUUGAGGGCAUGCAGACGCUUAAAUGAUUUUGCUAGUGCAGUUCGCAUCCUAGAGGUUGUUAAGGACAAAGCAGGACCUCAUAAGGAAAUCUACCCCUAUGUCAUCCAGGAACUUAGACCAACUUUAAAUGAACUGGGAAUCUCCACUCCAGAGGAACUGGGCCUUGACAAAGUGUAAACCCCAUGGAUGGGCUUCCUAAGGAUUUAUUGAUAAUGCUACUUGAUUGUAAACAAUCACCUGGAAAUACUGAUGAAAACAUAUUACCUUAUUUGAACAAGUUUCCCUUUGUUGAGUACCAAACCAUGUAAUGUAACUUGGACUUUAAUAAAAGGGAAAUGAGUUUGAACUGAAA